Hyla sarda is the source of this 2244-nucleotide messenger RNA. It is a transcript of the gene AMDHD2, whose product is annotated as amidohydrolase domain containing 2. Gene Ontology annotation, molecular function: N-acetylglucosamine-6-phosphate deacetylase activity. The transcript is spliced from 11 exons. The record is from RefSeq and is a predicted model, not a curated record. Gene Ontology annotation, biological process: N-acetylglucosamine catabolic process. The coding region runs from base 157 to 1380 and encodes 407 amino acids. Lineage: Eukaryota; Metazoa; Chordata; Amphibia; Anura; Hylidae.
GCAGAUGGCCGAAACGGGUCCCCAGCGUCACGUGACUACUGCGGGGAUUCCUGUCACGUGACUCGGGCUCAUGUGACUGACUCGGAUUUUUUUUCUACUUUUGGAUUUGGAUGGAGGACGGGAGUUAGAGACUGACCGGACGACUAGUGCCCGGCGAUGCCUUCUAAUAAGUCCGUCUCCGACGCCCCCAUCGUCCAAUUCAGGAACUGCAGGAUCUUAAGAGACCAUAAACUACAAUGGGAGGAUCUAUGGGUGCGACAAGGGAAGGUCCUUAACCCCGAAAAACUUUUCUUUGAUGAAAAAGGUGCGGCUGACGUUCAGGUGGACUGCCAGGGAAGAAUCAUCGCUCCGGGAUUCAUUGAUGUCCAGAUUAAUGGCGGGUUCGGUGUGGAUUUUUCGCAGGAAACGGAUGAAGCAGGCCAAGGGGUUUCUCUGGUGGCUCGCAAUAUCCUCCCGCAUGGUGUGACCUCUUUCUGUCCGACCAUUGUAACUUCACCCUCAUCUGUCUACCACAAGGUGCUUCCCCAGAUUACUGUAGGAGAUGGAGGACCAGGGGGGGCCGGAGUGUUGGGUAUCCAUCUGGAGGGUCCAUACAUCAGCGCUGAGAAGAAGGGUGCCCACCCACAGCACUGUUUACGGUCUUUCAGUGAAGGGGGCUUCUCAGAGCUCCUGAACACCUAUGGGACUUUAGAUGGAGUCUGCAUCGUCACCAUUGCCCCCGAGAUGGAAAGGAGUGGAGAAGUGAUCAAAGAGCUGGUGAAGCGCGGGAUAUGCGUCUCCUUAGGUCAUUCUGUGGCCAAUUUAUCUCAGGCUGAAGAUGCUGUAAAUUCCGGGGCCUCCUUUAUUACCCAUCUCUUCAACGCCAUGCUUCCGUUCCAUCACCGGGACCCUGGGAUCGUGGGCUUACUGACAAGCGAUCAGAUUCCUGCCGGGAGGACGGUUUAUUAUGGGAUGAUCGCGGAUGGAAUACACACUAAUCCAGCCGCUUUAAGGAUAGCCCAUCGUGCCCACCCCAGGGGUCUGGUCCUGGUGACAGAUGCCAUCACAGCCAUGGGACUUAGACCAGGCAAACACACCCUGGGACAGCAAGAAAUAUUGAUAGAUGGUUUUAAUGCUUAUGUGGCUGGAACUCGCACCCUGGCUGGCAGCAUUGCUACCAUGGAUACAUGUGUAAGACACUUUCAUGAAGCUACAGGUUGCACAGUGGAGGAGGCUUUAGAAGCGGCAUCUCUUCAUCCGGCACAACUUCUGGGCCUGCAACAUCACAAGGGGACACUAGAUUUCGGAGCAGAUGCAGACUUUAUACAACUGGACGACAACCUGAACAUCAAAGCGACCUACAUAGCUGGAGAAGUAGUUUGGAGUUCCUUGGCAAUCUGAGAAUCCUCAGGGGGGUCAUCUUAGAAUAUUUUCUGCUACCGUGCCUUAUUUACUGGCUGAGGGCUCCUUUCACAUUCUUUUUUUUGUGCAUGACCUGAUGACAGCCACAAGAUGUCGCCAGAGUCCUGAUUCUGUCAUGGUGCAUAGCGUCCGUCAUCUAUUUCUGUCCCUGAACAAUCCCUUACGGGGUCAGUGACAGGAAAGGGACUGCUAAAGGAAAUGUGGGCAAUAAGCUGCUAAGCUUUAACAAUCAGAUGAUACUAAAGCCAUCUGUACAUUGCAAUAUGUCCUCCACUCCCAGAUAUUGCCAUAACUAUUACCGGUGGAGGCAGCCAUUUUGUAUCUUGAAAAAAAAUGUUUACACAGUCCUAAAAUGGCCAGGAUUUGAAACAGGAUUACAAAAACAGCAUUUUUCUUCUAAAAACAAAGUCACGCCUGUCCACAGGUUGUGUGUGAUAUUGCAUCUCGGCCCUGUUCACUUCACUGUUGCAGAGCUGCGAUACCAGACACAACCUGCGACAGGGGUGGCGCUGUUUCUGAAAGAAGGGAGCAGUGUUUUUCUAACCUGGUAGAAGCUAAACCGUUAAAGGGGUACUCUGGUAAUCAACUGGUGCCAGAAAGUUAAACAGAUUUGUAAAUUACUUCUAUUAAAAAAUCUUAAUCCUUCAAGUACUUAUUAGCUGCUGAAUACUACAGAGGAAAUUCUUUUCUUUUUGGAUUUCUUUUUUGUCUUGUCCACAGUGCUCUCUGCUGACACCUGAUGCCCGUAUCAGGAACUGUGCAGAACAGGAGAAAAUCCCCAUAGCAAACCUAUGCUGCUCUGGACAGUGUCUGACACGGACAGAGGUAUCAGCAGAGAGCACU